Molecule: messenger RNA, 903 nt
Organism: Culex quinquefasciatus (southern house mosquito)
Lineage: Eukaryota; Metazoa; Arthropoda; Insecta; Diptera; Culicidae
Product: death-associated protein kinase 1
Exons: 1
Coding region: 1-903 (300 amino acids)
Molecular function (GO): protein binding
Source: RefSeq, a predicted model, not a curated record
AUGGAUGUUAGUGCACAUGUAGCAUUGCUGGAAAAGUUGAUCGCCUGCGGUGCGGACGUUCAUCAGCUGAACAAUCACGGCGAGUCAUCCGUCUUUUUCGUCAGAAAUAGCCACCUGCUGGAUGUCCUUCGCAAGCAUGGAGCUCAGUUGGAUCUUGCCAAUCAAGCUGGAGAAACUGCCCUGGAACGACAUCUUGUCAACUACAACGUCUGUGUGGCAAACUCAUUACUUACCCACCUUCAUGACCGACCCUGUUUCAAGCAGCAUGCCCACAAGUAUCUCGCUCCAAUGAUGCGUUACAGCAGGGACUUUUUCAGCUGUGAUUACCAAAAAUUUCUCGAAGCUCACCCCGAAUCAGCCAGAGUCAUGUUCGAUUCCGUGUGCGGUCAUUCACGCGAGGAGGCUUCCCGGCUGUUUGCAAAAGCUUGCAACUGUGCCUUUAUCUACAUAUCGGAAAUGUUCCUGAGCGGCAACUACGACCUGGAUUACAACUACAAGUUUGAGUACAAUAACACGCCCUUGAUCGGUCUGCUCAACUACAUGGAACUGCCAAAUUUGCACAUUGUGAAGCAGCUGCUGGAAAAGAAGGGUGUUGAUGUGCAGGUGAGAAAUGAGUGCGGUUGGGACGCAUUGCUUACGCUGGUCAGAGGAUUUCGGUCUGCCAGGUGCCAUGGACACGGGCUUGAAACGGUGCAGUUGCUGCUGGACCAUGGAGCGUCGGUUCAUACUACAGGCGAUGACGGCAAUACGGCGUUGCAUUUGGCAUUUGCAGAUGGCGAAAUGGAACUGGUUGAGCUGUUGGUCCGGAAUGGUUCCGACUUGGGUGCUGUUAAUAACCAUGGAAAGAGGCCUUUUGAAAGAGCAUCUAUGUUGGAUCAGGAACUGUUUUAUUUUUACAGUUGA